This is a messenger RNA of Rangifer tarandus platyrhynchus (Svalbard reindeer), 348 nucleotides long. The record is from the annotation of a GenBank genome assembly. NCBI's taxonomy places the organism in Eukaryota, Metazoa, Chordata, Mammalia, Artiodactyla, Cervidae.
AUGUCCACUGAGGUAAUGCUUUCUAACCAUCUCACCCUCUGCCGCCCUCUUCUCUUUCUGCCCUCUAUCUUUCCCAACAUCGGGGUCUUUUCCAGUGAGUCAGCUGUUCACAUCAGGUGGCCAGAAUAUUGGUGCACCUUCAGCAUCAGUCCUUCCAAUGAAUAUUCCGGGUUGGUUUCCUUUAGGAUUGAUCUCCUUGCAGUCCAAGGGACUCUCAAGAGUCUUCUCCAGCACCACAGUUGGAAAGCAUCAAUUCUUCAGAGCUCAGCCUUCUUUAUGGUCCACCUCACCUCUGUACUUGACUACUGGAGAAACCAUAGCUUUGACUAUACCGGCCUUUGUCGGUAA